This is a messenger RNA of Sclerotinia borealis F-4128, 513 nucleotides long. The record is from the annotation of a GenBank genome assembly. Lineage: Eukaryota; Fungi; Ascomycota; Leotiomycetes; Helotiales; Sclerotiniaceae.
AUGAAGCUCAUCAGCAUCAUCACCACUUUCCUCUUGGCAGAAAAACUCGCCGCCGCCUCUCCAGCAGUGGAAUUCACUGCACGCACCAAGAACGAGCGGUGCGUGACUCAAGGUCCGGGGACCUGUACUUUUGGCUGGCAAGAGUACUCCAACCACAACGGACAUUUCGAGUCCGAGGCUAGUCUCUACGACAACAAUUGUCGGCUUAUCGGUGGCUUCAGGAACCCAAAUGCUGCCGAUCAAUACGUGACGGUCACGUCGGAAAACCCUCCCAUGUCCGUCUCCAUCAAUGGCUGGGCUCAGCCUCCUCAAAUUUUUACUUUUGCCAUCCCAAAGUUUGAGUAUAAUGGGACGACGUCGGGUGGACGCAAGGGUUGUGCUUGUGGGGAUGGGGAGGGGGAGGGGGAGAAUUUCUGGGGUUGCAGGAAAGAUUUGGGCCUUUCGAAUAACGAAUAUGUAGCCACAUUUUCGGAACACCUGAACACCGCUGCAAACGUAACACCCAUGGGAUAA